CCCUAACCAGAAAGAUUGCCGGGGACCAGCGAAUGAACUUGCGUGAACGCGUUUUCUCUUAAAACGACACCUCUCAGAACCCCAGAUCAAGUAGUUUUCAGGAAAUGGACCAUGAACUGGUGCAAUGAAAUAAUGGGGAAUGACAUAAUGUUUUCGAAGUGUUGCCCGAAAAUUUUCGAAAUGAGUGUUUGAACGGAAUUUGAGUGCCUCGAGUGUUAGCGCUGCCUUGGAAAAUGAGCUGGAGGAACUACCUCGUCUUGAUAUUUUUGUUGGAAGGAAUAAGGCUGAGUAAAACCCUGAAAAAGAUGACAAUGAACGUUCCUAGAGCCGUCAGAGUAGGCCAUUCCGUCACGUUAGAAUGUGAUUAUGAUUUGGAAGGGGCGGCUCUUUAUUCAGUGAGAUGGUACAGGGAUAACAACGAGUUCUACAGAUACGUUCCUAAGGAAGCUCCACCAACGAGGGUGUUUCCACUUCCUGGUCUCCAUGUAGAUGUAUCCGUAUCCGACGACCACAAAGUAACACUUUUAUCGAUAGGACAACCAAUGGCUGGUAUGUUCCAGUGUGAAGUCUCUGCAGAUGCUCCUUCUUUCCAUACAGAAAUGAUGGCAGCACCUAUGACAAUAGCAGUUGUGCCCGAUGGCGUGCCAGUAAUCACGGUGGACAAGUCCAGUCUGGAGCAGGGCGGUCCGCUCAUUUCCGAAUGCUCGGCGCCCGCUUCUUUUCCCGCCCUCAACCUCACGUGGUACGUCAACGACCAGAAGGUUCCAGGAUCGACGUCAUACUGGACGAAGAAAGAGGCGGAGCUAGAGAAGUCCUUCAGUAGGUUAGAACUGACCGGAGUUGGAGGAAGCUGGGGAGCUAUACGACUACGCUGUGAAGCAAACUUGUUCAGAUUAUUUCGUGCCAACAGUUUGGAAGUAUCGGUUAAACCCGAUGUUCCUCAACCAGCCUCUGUUCUGCUCAUGGGGUCCAGCAGAAAAAAUGGUGAUCUGAGAAUUUUCCAUACAAGCAUGCCCUUCCUCAUCAUGGCAACUGUGCUAAUCAGAUAACUGUGUUAGUGAUGUUGAUAGUUGAAAAGAUGGGACUUGACAAUCGGAUAUCGAAAAAUACAAUAUAAAUGAAUGUAAAUAGAAUGAGAAAAUGUUGAGAGACAGCGAUGUGACUUUUGUAAUAAAAAUGGGGAACCCCAGCUGAUUGUCGAUUGCAUUGGAACAAUGUGGAAAUAGAUCUGAUUUAUAAAGCAUUAAAUUAUAUCUAACUGUAAUUAUAAAUUCUACAGGGAAUAAUGAUGUUUGUGAAUGUAUAAUAUCGUUUCGCUACUCACGAAAUGGAUUAAUUAUUGUGUGAGAGAAUUUUGUGAUAAAUUUGCCAUCGAUAUAUUGAAUUCAAUUUGAAUUUUCACUUCCACAUUCAUUCCAUAUUUGAAAAUUUUUAACAUUUGACGAUGGAUUUAAAUCAAAUUACCACCUGAUCGAGAAUGUGAAUAAGAAUCAUUUCGAAUAUUAAUCCGAAUAAUGAAUGCUGUGAAAGAUUAAUUUCUAGGUAAUUUUUUCUAAGUAAUUUGUAUAUAAAUAGAUUAAACGAUUCACUGUUAAGAGGAAUAAAAGGAUUCGCCAGAGAUGAAUCUCACAUUCAUUCGGAGGGUAAUUGUUUGCAUUCAUUCAAGGGCGAAUCUGAAGGAUCUCAAACUAUAUAAAAACUACCCUCCUUUCAUGAACAAGCUGAGUUGAUGUACAAAUGAUGUGAACUGUCUGGAAAUAUGUAACAAAAUUAAUAAAGAGAGUUUUGCAGAA
Coccinella septempunctata (seven-spotted ladybird) is the source of this 1793-nucleotide messenger RNA. RefSeq lists its product as uncharacterized. Lineage: Eukaryota; Metazoa; Arthropoda; Insecta; Coleoptera; Coccinellidae. The coding region runs from base 234 to 1049 and encodes 271 amino acids. The record is from RefSeq and is a predicted model, not a curated record. The transcript has 6 exons.